Molecule: messenger RNA, 2144 nt
Organism: Pyricularia oryzae 70-15
Lineage: Eukaryota; Fungi; Ascomycota; Sordariomycetes; Magnaporthales; Pyriculariaceae
Exons: 5
Coding region: 293-1786 (497 amino acids)
Molecular function (GO): protein binding
Source: RefSeq, a predicted model, not a curated record
GUAAUUCCACUGAUGGUGGGUAGGUGGCAUUCCGAUGACAUACCGAUACAGUAGCUCUCCAUCUCAUUCUUAGGACUCUCACGCAACAAUUAAGGUCUCCUUACAAGAUAUCCAGAUCAUUAUUUCCCGACACGUAAUUAGCGCAGUGGCCAGUCGUGGACUGUCGAAUUCCCGUCGGUGUGUUUCCGAUCAUUUCAACAAUACGGCAUCUACUUGCGACUGCGUGCAUUCGCGAAUUAUCAACGCAAUUUAUCACUGUGGGUGCAAGGCAUUCAAACCACACACUGGCAGGAUGUUCUUUGAUGGCACCCUCCAAGAAGGCAUUGCCGCCGCCGUGCAGCAGGCAAAGAUGGUUGUGAGCUUUGUUACGGAUGGCGGGGAGGAGAGCACCAAGUGGGAGGAGGAGUAUCUGGUAGACGAUUCUAUCAAGACCGUUCUGAGUACACAGGCUGUAGUACUUCGCCUACAGGCAGGCUCCGAGGAGGCCAAGUAUCUGGCAGCGAUAUUUCCCCUUCCAAAAACGCCAACACUUGUCCUGAUCAGGAAUGGAGAACUCAAAGAGUACAUCGCAAGCGGUGUAUCCAAAGACGAUUUUAUGGCGAGACUGCAAAAGGCUUUGGGCGUAGCACAGCCGGCGCCAGCUGCUCCGGCUGCCGUGGCUAAUCCCGAUGAGUCUUACCCAGCUCAGUACGCCGCAGGGCAUCGCUCAACCGCUGGAGGACUUGAUUCUGUGAUCCAAAGUGGCAGUAGCACAUCAAACCUUGCCCAGGCCAACACGCCCAUACCCACUAGUCAUGUCGCAUCUGGGAACAGAGCAGCAGAAACACAGCCUCAAUCCACCGGGGCUGCAGCAUCGAAACAACCUGACAAGGGGAAAGGCAGGGCCCAGCCGGCGGCCGAGGACCCGACCCCUGGCAAAGCCCAGGUCGAGGUACAGAAGGCUGCAGAGAUAAUCAAAAAGCGAAAGAAGGAGGCAAAUGAGGACAGGCGGCGCAUCUUGGAAAAGAUCGAAUACGACAGGGCGGAGAGAAAGGCUAGGGAAGAGGAGCGCCGCGCAGAAAGGAGAGCCCUUCGGGAAGGCACCCCUGUUGACACCGGCGCAGCUGCUCCAGCAACAGUCGCCAUACCAAAGACGCAAGCAAGCAGGACCGUCAGUGAGAUAUGCGCACUACAGGUUCGAGAUUUUGACGGCUCGACUAUACGAACUCGACUACCCAGCAGUGGGACGCUAAGGAAAGAUGUUCGAGAAUGGGUCGAUGCCAACCGGAGCCCGAACGGUAGCGGGCCGUAUCUGUUCAAGCUCGUGCUGACGCCCCUGCCAAAUCGGACCAUUGACGAGACAGAGGAGGACAAGACUCUACUGGACUUGGAAUUGGCGCCAUCAGCGACGCUCAUUCUGGUUCCUGUACCCCGUUUCACUUCAGCUUACGGAGGAGGUGGCGGCUAUCGACGAGGCCACGGAGGGAUUGUUGACCGCAUCAAUGCGCUCUUUGUAGCGGUCAUGUCUAUAUUCAACGGCUUUUUUGGCAUGUUUGGUCGCCUGCUCACCGGGCCUCCCCAGAUCACGCAGGGAGAUGCGGGGAUAGAGAUGGACGAGCUGGACCAGAACCAAGCUCAGCCGCCUCAAGGGUCAAGUACUGGCCGCCGAAGUCCUCCAGGCAGUGCUCGAAAUCGGUCAGACAACUCGCGGGUCACGGGGUUCCGCAAUCCUGACGAUGACAGGCGGGACCAGCAGUUGUACAACGGAAAUUCGCUCAACUUUGAGCCAAGGCCAGACGAUGAAUAAUCAGGCAAACGGGGGACUGGAUAAAGUCCCAAACGCCAUAUUCAAUCAGAGUGGAAACGUUCAAUGCUAUUGUAAUAGUACAUGGAGUGACGUCGCAGGAGUAGUGUGCUGGGAUGUUUCUUCCUUUUGGUUGCCCAAAAAAUAUUAUGCAUUGCAAAGCCGUGUCAAAAAAUUGAACCUCGGCCUAGAUCCGGUAACCACCGACAGUUCCCCGAAUCUGUUCCCAACGCCAUGAAAAUAAAAGCCCGGGAUAUUCUUAGUACUGGGUAGAGGCGGCCUGGCAAGCCUUCUAGAGAAAGGGGAAGUUUUUCUAUAUUAGCAAGGUGCUCCUCGACGGGGAUAGUCCAAUAAGGCUGGG